Molecule: messenger RNA, 2666 nt
Organism: Blepharisma stoltei
Lineage: Eukaryota; Ciliophora; Heterotrichea; Heterotrichida; Blepharismidae
Source: the annotation of a GenBank genome assembly
AUGUCUUUGAAAUGUGAGCAAAAGCAAUGCAAAGUUAUUCCAAGUUUUAUAUGUGCAUGCUCAUUGAAAGGGCAUUUAUUUUGUAAGGUGCAUAUUAUUGAGCAUAUAGAAAGCUUUCCAGGCCUUCAGCAUAAAGGGGUGUCUUUAUUCUUUGAUAAUUCUGCUAAAAAUAUUUGCAAAUUUGAGGACAUCCGACCUAGAAAAGGCAGCAUUUAUAUAAAGACAGAUGAUAAUAUCGAUCGAUCUUUAAAUUCUGCCAUCAAUUAUACUGGAAUAAUUAUUCAAUCUCUGAAUGUUUACAAUCGAAAAUUCCCUUUAGGCGAUUCAGCAACUCUAGAGUCACAGAAUUUAUUGCUAAGUACUCAAUUCCUAUCCCCAUCUCCCAUAACUACUUUCCAAGACCUUUUCUAUAAAAUUUCUAUAGUUCUCGCUACUCAUAUUCUUCGAAUAGGAGAUAUUUCUUCCCUCAAAGCAAGCUAUAUCAAUAAAAUCAAUUUUAUAAACCAGAAAGAAAUUUUAAAAUACUUUAAAAGCUUAGGAACUGAAGAAUUACAAGAUAAACUACUUAACAUUACUUUAGAGUCAAGAGAGCAUAAAAGCAUAAAAUAUGCUUCCAGUAACGCAAUAACAAUCUUAAAUUAUUCCAAAUAUAAAUUCAUUGAUAAAGAUUUGCAUGGCAUCAAAAUUAAAGGCGCAGAUCUCUCAGAAGCACUCAUAAUAAAUUCUAAUUUCCAAGGAAGCAAUCUCAAAAGGGUGGAUUUUUCUUUCGCAAAUAUUUAUGAUACAAAUUUCAAGGACUGUGAUUUGGCAGGUGUGUGAUUCGGGCAGUAUCCUCCAUUUAAAAAUAGAUAAUAAUUAUAGCUAAUGCAAGCAUACCUACUGAUAACUGCUAUUAUAUUUUUAUAUAAAUAGAAUAGCGACUAAUUGAAAGAAUGCUAAUAAUCAUUCAAAUAGAUAUAAUAACUGACUGGAAUACCACUUUUGCCUGAAAUAAGGACUACUUGGCUUAUAUUGAUGAUAAUGUUGCAUUUUUGCAAGACAUUAAGAGCGGGUGUGUUUUUAAAGAAUUCGAACAUAAAGAAGUGAUAAAAGUAGCUGCUUUAUCAAAGGACGGAUCACUGCUUGCAAUUGCUGAUAAAUGUAAUAUACUUCACAUAUGGGACAUUAUGAAUGACAAUAAAUUAACAGAGCUGCAAGGACCCUCACAUUGAGUGACUUCUAUUGCAUUUUCUCCGAAAGGAGGUUUAGUCGCUGCUGGAAGUCGUGAUGGCUUCUUAAGAAUAUGAAAUAUUGCUACAAGCUCAAUGAUGAGUUCAUUCAGCUAUUAUUAUGUUAUAUUUUCAGUUGAAUAUUCUGCUUGUGGCGAAUAUAUUGUUCUUGGCACUUCUAUCUCUUUAGUGCCAGUUGUAUAUGCUGAAGAUAUAAAAAUAACUAAAUGCAGGUUCAAUCAUCCACGAACUGCAACAGUUGCCUCAUUUUCUCCAUGCACUAGAUAUGUAAUAACUGAUUGUGAUGAUUUAAAAUUCAGAAUAUGAGAUAUAGAAACAGGAGACCUUAUAAAAUCAAUUAAAACGAGUUUUUCCUGACCUAAUAGCCUUUUUAGCCUCGCAUUACCAUAUGUAGGUUUCGAAUUACGAACCAUACCACUUUUGAAAUGUUUAGCAAAAAAUGGGCAAGUAGAAAUAAAGUGGUUCAAUGAGGCAUUAUUCAAUAAGCACUAUUUAUCAUUUUCUCCCGAUGGAAAUUAUGUAACUACAAAGAAAAGAAAAAAUUAUAUAGAGAUUUGAGACGCAAAAGCUUUAGAAAAUCAUUCUUUUCCUUAUAAAGAAAUUACCUCUAUAUCUUUUUCCUAUGAUGGGAAAUAUAUGGCAUAUACAGAUGCUUCAAAAUCAAUAAAAAUCCAAAAUAUCGAAAAAAAUAUAAAUAUUGUAAAGCUUAAAGGCCACCAAGCUAUAGUUUGGUAUGUGAUUUUUUCUAAAGUAUCGUAUAUUUUGGUUUCUUUAUAUGUGGAUAACAUAGUGAUUAUCUGAGACACUUUAAAUCAAUAUCCUUUAAGCGAAAUUGAAAUUAAAGAUCAAGUGACAGCUCUUGAUCUAUCUUUUGAAAACAAUUUUAUUGGGGUUGGGCUAUUAAAUGGAAAUAUUAAGGUAAUAAAUACAAACAAUCUAUCAGAUAGUUUUUCUUUAAUGCACAAAGGAGUGAUUACUUGUAUCAAAUUUUCUCCAUGUGAAAAUUUUAUUGCAGCCGCCAGUAAUGAUAGAAAAUUUAAUUUGUGGAGAAUUAAUAAAAAAAACUAUGUGAGUUUUGGCAGAAAACGCAUGAAGGAGGUUUCUUACAUAUGUUUUGCUAAAUCAAGAAAUUAUUUGGUUUCAGCUCAUAUAAAUGGUGAUAUCAUUUUUUGAGAUAUUAAUACUCAACAGCAAGUUAUGAAAGUGGAAACAAAAGGAGGGAUUAUAAGAUCAAUAGCAUUAUCUCCAUGUGAAAAUUACUUGGUUGCUGGGUUUUUUGAUGGCUUUGUAAGAGUGCUGGGCACUUUGCAAGGAAAUAUAAUCAAAUCGCUCCUAUAUCAUCGUAAAUCUGUUUGUUCAGUUGAAUUUAUAAAUAGUGAAAAGCUACUAUUUGCAUCUGCGAGUAUUGAUGCUACAAUUAACUUUUGGAGAAUCUAA